CCUCACCUUCUUCAACCCCUCUCUCUUCUCACAGGAAAAUCAAUGCCUUCUCUAGAAGAAAUUGCAGUGACUACUGAUUUCAUUCUUUUCUUCUAAUGGUUGUUGUCCAAGCUUCCAAGCUUACCCUCCCUAAUCCGUCUCUCUUUUCUCCUCACAUAACUUCCGUUCUCUUUGAGCCCAGUUCGCUCUCUCUUGCUCUCAUGCACUCUGACUCUUCCUUCUCUCUCUAUCCUUCCUUUUCUCCUCUUUCUUCUUCCUCCUCCUCCUUUCCUUCUCUGCAUACCUUAAUUCCUUCUCCUUCUUCAUCCUCCACCUUCCUUCUCCUUCAGAGUUCAAACCCUAAUUCUACCCCUCGGGUCCUCUUCAUUGUGUCUGGUCCCCGCAAAGCAGGGUCUGAGGUUCUUCUCCGGUUUUACAUAUUGCGGAAGAGCAAGGCUUUUGCAAAAGCCCGAGUUCUUUGCUCCCAGAAAGACCUCCGAUUUGAGUCGAAUUUGGGGGUCUUGGUCAACGCAAAGCACGGGGUUUCGAUUAAACUAGCUGGGUCCAUUAACUACUUCGCGAUGUACUCUGUCUCGAGCUCCAAAAUCUGGGUGUUCGGGGCCAAGAUGGAGGGUGGCGAUGGAGGUGAUGAUGAUAGUGUGGUAGUGAAAUUAAUGAGGUGUGCUGUGGUUGAGUGUUCUAAGCCCAUUUGGUCUCUCAGUAUUUCGUUUGGGUUCCUGCUCUUAGGGGAAGAAAAUGGAGUUAGAGUUUUCAAUCUUAGACGCCUGGUAAAAGGGCGGGAUAAUAAAGCGAAGAGUCUGAAGUCAGAUAUUCGAGGAUCUUCUCUACCGAAUGGUAUCAUUGGUAAUGAUUAUAGGAAACAUGGAGCUAGAGAUCGAGGAAGUAAGAGUCACGGUAUUGAGGGGCUUUCGGAGGUAACCUGCAAUGGUGAUGUGGAGUGGAAAAUCGGAAAACAUCGUGGGCCUGUGAAGCAGAUGAACGCAAAGUUUAGACAAGAUGACAGAGAUGGAGGCGUCUGUUUUGUGGCAUUGAAGAGAUAUGAUGUGGAAACAAAAUCUUCAGCCAAGGUAUCGAUAUCCACAAAAGCAGUCUCCAUUCAGGCUCUGUCCCAAAGAAAGUUUCUGGUCUUAGACUCAGCUGGAGAUUUACACUUGCUAUGUCUUGAUAAUUCUGUUGUGGGAGCAAAUAUGACUGGUCAUAUGAGGCAGUUGACUCGCACAAUGAAAGUGCAGAAUAUGGCUAUUCAUCCAGAUGUCUCUAUGAUUUCCCAGACUGCCUGGAUAUCGGAUGGACACAAUACUGUACAUGUGGUGGCAAUUGACGUGGACAAUGCUUCAAAUGCAACUGAUGGAAAUGAUGGGGAUGAUAAGCUCCCACAUCUUCCAGUUGUUCAAGUUAUUUUCUCCGGCGAAAGGAUCCAAGAUGUCAUUUCUCUAGCUUCAAAUGCUGUUUUGAUCCUUGGACAAGGAAGCUUAUAUGCAUAUGCGAUUUCCUGAAGUUGCUUGGCAUUUUCAUAUUUUUCAUUGGAAACCAAUAGUCCUGGCUCUAGUUACAAUCUAAUGCCAACUUAAGUGGGGGUUUCUGCUGGGAAAAUGCUAUCUUCUGUAUCAGGAGCUCUGGUCGACCCAACUAACAUUGCAUGCUCAAGAUACCGGAGUUCAUCAAGAUACAUGUGGAUUUCUGAGUUGUGGAGCUCGGAGCCAACAGCUCAUGGCCGGGCCGCUGGAGCCACAUGUCUUGAAGCCUUGUUAUGGUAACCUGCAGGACUAGGACUACAUGCCCGUAACAUGUCAAACUGUUUACAGUUAGCUCAUUUUCUAUGGAUGUUGUUGGCUGAAGUUAUUGGUUGUCUGCCAGAGUACUUAGCAGAGUUCAUCAAAGAGGCUCAUAUCAAUCUUUGGCCAGCUGGGUUGAUUUCUCUGCUGGAAAAUAGACUUUGUAUUUGGUCAUCCUAGGUUUUGUCUCCAGAACAUUAUGGUUUUUCUUUUCUUUUCUUUUUAUUUCCUGAAGGUUGGUUGGUAAAUACUGGUAGCCGGAUAAUAAUGCAGCUGGUAUUAUGUUAAUUACCAAACUCUUCCGUCAAUACGAUUGAGUUUAUUAUAAUUAUGUUCAUUUUGAA
Messenger RNA from Neltuma alba, 2119 nucleotides. RefSeq lists its product as uncharacterized. The transcript is spliced from 8 exons. The record is from RefSeq and is a predicted model, not a curated record. NCBI's taxonomy places the organism in Eukaryota, Viridiplantae, Streptophyta, Magnoliopsida, Fabales, Fabaceae. Bases 96 to 1496 code for a protein of 466 amino acids.